GGCGCGUCCUCGCUUCCCUCGACUGUUCCACGGCGUCUCCGCGGCCCGGCGUCAUCCCGUGAGUCCCCCCGCUCCCCCUGACGGGGAGGGAAGAUGGCUACACGGAGCUGGCUGGACGAGCUGGCCCAGCAGGCCGAGGACGGCUCGGCCCGGCUGCAGGAAAUGCUCUCGGUCGGCCUGGGCUUUCUGCGCACCGAGCUGGGCCUCGACCUGGGGCUGGAGCCGAAGCGCUACCCGGGCUGGGUGAUCCUGGUGGGCACGGGCGCGCUCGGGCUGCUGCUGCUCUUCCUGCUCGGCUACGGCUGGGCCGCGGCUUGCGCCGGCGCCCGCAAGAAGCGGAGGAGCCCGCCCCGCAAGCGGGAGGAGGCGGCGGCGGCCGCGCCGGCCCCGGGCGCUGACGACCAAGGCGUGCUGAAGAAUCUCAGGAGCGAGGAGCAAAGGAAGAAGAACCGGAAGAAAUUGCCGGAGAAGCCCAAGCCAAAUGGACGGACCAUUGAAGUGACUGAGGAAGAAGUUGUCCGAACUCCUCGAAGUGUAACAGCAAAGCAGCCGGUAGAGACAGACAAGAAAAACGAAAAGUCAAAGAAAAAUAAGAAGAAAUCAAAGUCAGAUGCUAAAGCAGUGCAAAACAGUUCACGCCAUGAUGGAAAGGAAGUUGAUGAAGGAGCCUGGGAAACUAAAAUUAGUCACAGAGAGAAACGACAGCAGCGUAAACGUGAUAAGGUGCAGUCUGAUUCUGGUUCAUUGGAUUCAACUAUCCCUGGGAUAGAAAAUACCAUCACAGUUACCACCGAGCAAGUUACAACUGCAUCAUUUCCUGUUGGUUCCAAGAAGAAUAAAGGUGAUUCUCAUCUAAAUGUUCAAGUUAGCAACUUUAAGUCUGGAAAAGGAGAUUCUACACUUCAGGUUUCUCCAGGAUUGAAUGAAAACCUCACUAUAAAUGGAGGAGGCUGGAAUGAAAAGUCUAUGAAACUCUCCUCACAGAUCAGUGCAGGUGAGGAGAAGUGGAACUCUGUUUCACCUGCUUCUGCAGGCAAGAGGAAAACCGAGCCAUCUGCCUGGGGUCAAGACACUGGAGACGCUAAUGCAAAUGGAAAAGACUGGGGAAGGAGUUGGAAUGACCGAUCAAUAUUUUCUGGCAUUGGGUCUACUGCUGAGCCAGUUUCUCAGUCUACCACUUCUGAUUAUCAGUGGGAUGUUAGCCGUAAUCAACCCUAUAUCGAUGAUGAAUGGUCUGGGUUAAAUGGUCUGUCUUCUGCUGAUCCCAGUUCUGAUUGGAAUGCGCCAGCAGAAGAGUGGGGGAACUGGGUAGAUGAAGAAAGAGCCUCACUUCUGAAGUCCCAGGAACCAAUUCCUGAUGAUCAAAAAGUUUCAGAUGAUGAUAAAGAAAAGGGAGAGGGAGCUCUUCCAACUGGAAAAUCUAAAAAGAAAAAAAAGAAAAAGAAGAAGCAAGGUGAAGAUAACGCUCUUGCACAGGACACAGAAGAAUUAGAAAAAGAGAUUAGAGAAGAGCUUCCAGUGAAUACCUCUAAAGGCCGUCCAAAACAGGAAAAAGCUUUUUCUUUGAAGACCAUAAGCACUAGUGAUCCAGCUGAUGCACUAAUCAAAAAUAGCCAGCCUAUCAAGACUCUUCCACCUGCUAUUUCUACCGAGCCAUCUGUUAUUUUAUCAAAAAAUGAUUCUGACAAAAGCUCUUCCCAAGUGCCACCGAUGCUACAAGAAACAGAUAAAUCCAAGUCAAAUACUAAGCAAAAUAGCGUGCCUCCUUCACAGACCAAGUCUGAAACUAGUUGGGAAUCUCCCAAACAAAUAAAAAAGAAGAAAAAAGCCAGACGGGAAACGUGAAUUUUUUUUCUUCCUGAAUUGGACAUGUGUUUGCAAACACUGUCUUGAAGAUUAUGCUGUUUAUGCAAUAAUUUGUGAACAUGUACAGAGUUUUAUAUAAAUUUAAACCAGUUUUUAAAACAAAACUGUGAACACAACCACCAUAAAAAUGGAAUCAAAGGAAAGUUAAUUUAUGAAAUUAAGAGGUCAGCAGAACAUGCUACAGUGCUGGAAGACACUUGGGGAAGGUCCCUCUAACAAGAACGAUCUUAAGAUUAUCAUCCUGGUUUUACAGCAGUGCCCUGUUUACAACAGAUUGUGCCCUAUCUCAUCUGCAGCUAAGGAAUAAAGGAUUCUGAUUAGAGAGAAGGCUGCCUGCAAACUAGUAGGCAGCUUCUUGGAUCUUAUGCACGGAACUUAAACCAUUUGAAUCUGUUUUACGCUUAAAUCAAAGUGCUUUGAUCAAAUGCAUAAUCUGCCAUAUCUUUACAUAUUUGUUGGUAGCAAUUUGUAUUAAAGAAAUCACAAGUGCAAAUAAAAAGUCAUUUAUUAUUUAACUAAACUGUUAUGGUUUAGUUUACAAUUUUUAAAAUGUUCUUAAAACAUUGAAA
Budorcas taxicolor (takin) is the source of this 2435-nucleotide messenger RNA. It is a transcript of the gene MTDH, whose product is annotated as metadherin. The record is from RefSeq and is a predicted model, not a curated record. Gene Ontology annotation, biological process: positive regulation of canonical NF-kappaB signal transduction; negative regulation of apoptotic process; regulation of transcription by RNA polymerase II. The transcript is spliced from 12 exons. Bases 94 to 1845 code for a protein of 583 amino acids. Gene Ontology annotation, molecular function: transcription coregulator activity; NF-kappaB binding. Lineage: Eukaryota; Metazoa; Chordata; Mammalia; Artiodactyla; Bovidae. Gene Ontology annotation, cellular component: nucleus.